UCCUUGCAUUCUAUAAAGCUGACGCACCAUCAUUCUUCUCAAACCGCAAGCCUAAAAAACGAAUCUCCUGCCUAUCUUAAAACUCAAGAAACAAUGUCAGAGAUUGCCGGAGAUUCUUUAACCAUAACCAUGGAAGAAGAAAUCCAUAAACCAAACUGCCAGAGGAACGCCUCUGGCGAACUUGACGUUUUCGAAGCCACUCGAUAUUUCUCCGACUUCAACGAACCAACUACGAUCGAGUGCUCAAGAAUCCAGAUUCAGAAACAGAGCAUUGUUACAGAACCUCGACAGAACAGAGUGUACCCUGAUACAGAGGAUCAGCUCUCGGAACCCAGAGUCAUCGCCAAGGAGAUAACACGUGGCGGUGGUCGGAAGCUAACCAGUUUCUUGAACUCUCUGCUUCGUUCGGCGGGUUUAAAGAAAUCAAAGUCAAAGUCAACUCCGGAGGUGGAGACUCCACGAGGAGAAAGGAAGAGGAGGAAGAGCUGCGUGGUGACCACACACGCCGCAGAUGCUUCACCGAUCUCCGGUGCGGGCGCGUGGCGGUUAAACGCACGUAGGAGAAGCUUCGAUGAGAAACACGUGAAAGAUUCGAAGAAGAGUGAUCAGAAGCUGAACAUGAGGUUUUGUGAGAGUCUCUGUUCGGACCAGAGGGCUGAGUGUAAAGAUCGAAAUGCAGGAGAAGAUGGUGUAAAUGGUGGUUCCGAGAGUGAUACAAUUUCAGAUGGUUUUUCAUCAACUCAACUCGGCGACCAAUGCUCGUCCGACGAAGAAUGCAACGUAGGACUUGGUUGUUAUAAAUGCGGCAUCGAUGUUGCAAGAUGCGUCAGAUCAAAUAUCACAGAUCAAUUCUCCGUCGUGAACAAUUCGAUGCCGUUUAAUAAAUACGCAUUCUUGACGACUCACAAUUCAUAUGCCAUUGAAGGAAAACCGUUACAUGUGGCAACCCAAGAAGAUACUAUAACCAAACAACUCAAUAGUGGUGUUCGAGCGUUGAUGUUGGAUACCUACGAUUACGAAGGAGACGUAUGGUUGUGCCAUUCGUUUGAGGAAACAUGCUUUGAGUUCACCAAGUUUAAUCGGGCGAUAGACACAUUCGCUGACAUAUUGGCGUUCUUGACAGCAAAUCCAUCAGAGAUUGUAACGUUAUUUUUGGAAGAUUACGUCAAAUCGCCAAACGCGCUAACCAAAGUUUUUACAAAUUCCGGUUUGAAGAAAUUCUGGUUUCCGGUUGAAAAUAUGCCUACGGGUGGCCAAGAUUGGCCAUUGGUUAAAGAUAUGGUUGCCAAUAACCACCGGCUAGUCGUCUUCACUUCAGCUAAAUCUAAGCAAGAAACCGAAGGAAUAGCUUACCUGUGGAAUUACGUUUUGGAAAACCAAUAUGGAGACAAUGGAGUUAAGCCCGGGGAAUGUAGCAAUAGAGCAGAAUCAGCAUCGUUAACCGAUAAAACCAAAGCUUUGGUUUUGGUAAACCAUUUCAUGACAAUUCCGGUUAAGAUAUUGACUUGUGAGGAGAAUUCUAAACAACUUCUCGACACGAUUAAGACAUGUUACACAGCCGCAGGGAACCGAUGGGCCAAUUUCAUCGCCGUCAAUUUUUACAAGAGGAGUGAUGGAGGAAGAACAUUUCAAGCAGUGGAUAAACUAAACGGGGAACUUCUAUGUGGACGUGACGAUGUUCAUGAUUGUAAACUUUAAAAAAUGC
Molecule: messenger RNA, 1705 nt
Organism: Thlaspi arvense
Lineage: Eukaryota; Viridiplantae; Streptophyta; Magnoliopsida; Brassicales; Brassicaceae
Source: the annotation of a GenBank genome assembly